UCUUUGUCUCUGUUUGUUUCGUUUCGUCCAUUGCUCCAUUCUCAAGCAAGUAAGUUCUUUCUUGAUCUGAUUCACAAUCGCCGUCUUCAUGAAUCAAAGCGAUGCAACCUCUCCCUAUUAUCAAUACUACCGAUCCAAUUUUCACAACCCUAACCCUCCUCCUCCUCCCACUCCGAAUUUUCCGUCCGACCCCCAUACGAAUCAGUAUACUUCCUCCUCCUUCGCUUCUGCCCCUCCUCUCUCCCCCCAUUCUUUCUCCAACUCAUCUUCUUCCUUCCCUUCCUAUCCACAAUACGCCUCCCAAGAUGCCCCCUUUAUUCCAAACCCUCAACUUCCUCUCAUAGACCAAACAACGCCCUAUGACCCCUUUUACCAGAGCUAUAAUGAAGCUGCAGCAGCAAAUUAUACCCAAAAACAAAACCCUGUCUACGAUCCCAAUUCCGCUUCUUAUGAUUACGGAAAUUAUCGCGAUCAAGGGGUGUACGGAGCUUCUUCUACUGAAGAUUAUGGAGGCUCUCAGGAUGGUGGGACGGAAACCGGUGUUUAUAGGUACAGUGGAUCUAAUACGGAGCCUUAUGGUGCUAGAGGGACUGGUGUCUCCAAGUCUUCUUCUAGGGUGCCUUUUGAUGAUUAUGGAAGACCAAUUGAAAAGAAUUCACUACCACAACAGUCCAUUAAGGUUGUGAAGGCAGCCCCAAAGGCGGAGACGCAGCAAGAAAUGGGUAGUGGAGUUAUGAAGUUCCGUGUAAGGCUAUUAUCAGAAAGUGCAGGCCAAACCGAUAUGGAUAUACUUUGCCAGAUUGGUUUGGAUGGGAUUCAGCUUCUUGAUCCUGCAAAUUAUCGGACAUUAAGAAUUUACCAACUUGAUACUAUUACAAGAUGGGAGGUUCUUGAUUCUUAUAUAUUUGCGUUUUGGGCUAAGAGCUCAGUUGAUGCUGAUGUUAAACGUAUCCGGCUAAAAUCAAGCAGCUAUACCACAAACAACAUUCUGGAUGCAGUAACAGCAGCUAGCAUUCAGUUCAAGGAGAUUGGUAGUAGUUACAAGUCUUCUGAUCCAGCAGAACAACAAUCUGAGAAGAAGAAAGGGUUUGUGGAUUGGAUGAAUAUUAUUAAACCAAAAAUGGAGGAGAAAGAUCACUGGGUUCCUGAUGUAGCGGUUACCAAGUGCACCUCAUGUAGCACUGAUUUUGGGGCAUUUGUGCGUAGGCACCACUGUAGGAAUUGUGGAGAUAUAUUCUGUGACAAGUGUACCCAAGGAAGGGUGACCCUUACUGCAGACGAAGAUGCCCAAACAGUCAGAGUUUGUGACCGUUGCGUGGGGGAAGUUACUCAAAGGUUGGAUAAUAGUAAGGAGAGAAGAGGUUCCUCCAAUAUUGGCACAUUGCACAGCCAUGAAGAUCUCGCUAGAAAACUCAAGGAAGAGAUGGAGAAGAAUCGCAGGACCGCCACUUCUGAAGGAGGAAGAGGAAUGGGAUAUGGGAAACAAGCAACGAAAGAAGUUGAAUGUCCGACUUGCACAGUUCAUUUGCAGGUCCAAGUUCCAGCCUCUGGUUCAGAAACAAUCGAGUGCAGCGUUUGUCAGCAUCCAUUUCUCGUUAACGCCUCUGCUGCUUACUGAAAAAUAUAUGUAAUUUUCCCCCUAUUAUACCGAAAAUGAGUCAGAUUCAUUUGUGUGACAAUCAAUGUAUAGAUAAACAAUACAAGUCUCUAUUCGUUUUGUAUAAUUAAAUCAAUCCCUCCUUGAUCACCAUUCACCACCCAUCUGA
Messenger RNA from Impatiens glandulifera, 1766 nucleotides. RefSeq names its product protein FREE1-like. Bases 89 to 1618 code for a protein of 509 amino acids. The record is from RefSeq and is a predicted model, not a curated record. Gene Ontology annotation, molecular function: metal ion binding; ubiquitin binding. NCBI's taxonomy places the organism in Eukaryota, Viridiplantae, Streptophyta, Magnoliopsida, Ericales, Balsaminaceae. Gene Ontology annotation, biological process: intralumenal vesicle formation; multivesicular body assembly. Gene Ontology annotation, cellular component: ESCRT I complex; late endosome membrane. The transcript has 9 exons.